Messenger RNA from Trichoderma reesei QM6a, 1188 nucleotides. RefSeq lists its product as uncharacterized. The record is from RefSeq and is a predicted model, not a curated record. Lineage: Eukaryota; Fungi; Ascomycota; Sordariomycetes; Hypocreales; Hypocreaceae. The transcript has a single exon. The coding region runs from base 1 to 1188 and encodes 395 amino acids.
AUGCCUGCUCGUGAGGAUCACAACAUCAACACCUUCGGGGGUCACCUCAACUUCACCAUGGGCGCCAUGGAAUUCGCACGUCCCUUUGGCCGAUGGCCACAAGACUCCGCCACCAAUGGGGUUACGGAGGCCCCCGACGCCGAAGACGACCAUGACGAAGACGUCGAGAGUCUCGGCCACGACAACAAGGAGAACGACCCGAGUCUCCUCCCCGCCAACCUCCCUGGGCCCAGCACGCGCCGCAGCAGGCGUUCCCAGCAGCAGCAGUCUCGGCCUCAGCCCCAGCACUCCCGCUAUAGCCAGGGAGAGUACCGCCUUAGCCCGCGCAAAAAGGCCAAGCCGGAGCUCGACUUCAAAAUCUACCAGGACGAGAGGACCUCCGCCGGCACCCCCUUCAAGUGGGAGUACUACGGCAGCAACGUCCCGGCCCUCGGCGAGCGCAAAAACAUGGAGACGUUCAACUACACCGUCGAGCAUCAGAUUCGACGCUACCAGUACCAGCUGCGGGACGAGGCCAUUCGCACCGGCGACGAGGACCUUUUCAACCUGGUCGAGAGGGUCAGAGAGCACCGGUACACCACCUGGCAGCGAUUCUCGGGCGCCAUUGAGUGGAUGGCCGGCAGCGACCCCAUGGACGUCUGGCUCUGGGUCCAGGCCAAGAGGUACCACAAGCGCUGGAACAAGCAGCAGAUUGAGCAGUUCAAGGAAUUCUUGAAGUUCAUGAAACAGUGCAUCCUCAACACCAUCGUCAUGGGGGAUGACGCUGCGGCCGAGCAGUUGGACGAGUGGAAUACUUCCCUCAUCACGGGUCGAUUCAGGUGCCUGGGGCUGCCGAAUCUCCACAUGGUCAAGAACAACAGGAUCCGGGUCUCGUUCAUGCCCAACGGACCUGAUGAGAAGCUGCUCUAUCGAGCGGAAUUCACCCCCGAAGAGCUCGAGAUUCUCGAUGCUGGGUGGGAGGGCCCGGGCCGAUGGGCUCCAGGAGAGGGGCCACAGGUGAAUAGAGAGACUGCGGAGAACGCAGACGGUGAGGACUCGGAGGGAGAAGAGUCUGAGCACUUUCGGAGCGAGGUUGGAGGUGAGGUGGAUAGCGAUGGUUACCUCGCACACCCGGAGGGAGGGGAGGAGUCUGAGCCGGACGAGGCCAGUUAUGUCUUUGCAGAAAGCUCAGACUUGAUCGCCAUGUGA